AUGCCGAACAUCAAGGAGUACACCGUGAGAGUGGCGGCGGCGCCGCCGGCCUGCUCCGUCAGCCACAGCGUCCCCGCCGUCGUCUUCUCUACCGGCGGGCUCCUGGGGAACUUCUUCCACGACCUCUCGGACGUCCUCAUCCCCCUCUUCCUCACCUCCUCCCGCUACAAUGGCGAGGUCCAGUUCGUCGUCACCCAGUACCGGACCUCCUGGUUCGAAAAGUACCGCGCCGUGCUCCGGCGGCUCUCAAAGUACAAGGUCAUCGACGCCGACAGCGACGAGAGGGUGCACUGUUUCCGGCGAGCCACGGUGGGGCUGUGGAGCCACCAGGAGCUCGGCAUAAACCCGGCGCAGCACCCCACAGGGUUCUCCAUGGCCGAUUUCAGGCAGCUCCUGCGCAGCGCCUAUUCGCUGCCCCGAGAAUUCCCCCGCCGGCUCGGCACCGGCACCAAGCCGCGGAUGCUCUUCCUCUCCCGCACAAAGUCAAGAGCCCUACUCAACCAGCGCGCCGUGGCGGCGCUGGCCCGCGAGCUUGGCUUCAAGGUGAUUGUGGCGGCGCCUGAGGCGGCGCGGGACAUGCCGAAGUUUGCGAAGACGGUGAACUCCUGCGACCUGCUUAUGGGGGUCCACGGAGCGGGACUCACCAACAUGGUCUUCCUCCCGACGAACGCCACUAUGUUGCAGGUGAUCCCGUGGGGGGAGCUCAAGUACGCCUGCAGGUUCGCCUACGGGGACCCGGCGUUGGGGAUGGGGCUGAGGUACCUCGAGUACGAGGUGGGCAUGGAGGAGACCUCGCUAAAGGACCAGUACCCGAGGGAUCACGCGGUGUUCAGGGACCCGCUGUCCAUCCAUCGCCAGGGGUUUCCGGUGGUCUGGUCCAUCUUCAUAGACCACCAGAACGUCACUAUCGACGUCGACCGCUUCCGGCCAUUCCUGCUCGAGACGCUCCGCUUCCUCCGCCAGUAG
This is a messenger RNA of Spirodela intermedia, 966 nucleotides long. The record is from the annotation of a GenBank genome assembly. Lineage: Eukaryota; Viridiplantae; Streptophyta; Magnoliopsida; Alismatales; Araceae.